GCCAGGGGAGGAAGAAUGCGGGUCUAUUUAAUGGUCUUCUGCCUUAUUUGCUGCACCGUGAACGGACAAGUAGUGUAUUCCAUCGCUGAGGAAACGGAGCGCGGAGCAUCUGUUGGGAACAUAGCGAAGGAUUUAGGAAUAGAUGCAGCUACACUUUCAGCUCGGAAAUUUCGUAUGAUCACCGGUUCAAGUAAGCAAUAUUUUAAUAUAAAUGGAAGCACGGGGACCCUGUCUGUUAAUGAGCCCAUAGACAGAGAGCAACUUUGUGAAUUAAAGUCUGCCUGUCUUCUGAAUUAUGAACUUGUGUUAGAAAACCCUCUAGAGCUUUAUAGGAUGGAAUUUAAAGUCUUGGAUAUAAAUGACAACUCUCCCAGCUUUCCCUUAAGUGAAUAUCAUAUAAAGGUGCCUGAGUUCCUGUCACCCGGGGCACGGUUUACACUCCCCAACGCCCGAGAUCUUGAUGAAGGUACCAACAGUGUUCAGAAUUAUACUCUGAGCCCUGAUGAACAUUUCCAUCUGGAAAUGCAGACACGUGGAGACGGGAGUAAAUAUCCUGAAUUGGUGCUGAAGAAAGCCUUAGACAGGGAGCAGCAAGCCACACACAGACUUGUCCUUACAGCCAAAGAUGGUGGGGAUCCUCCAAAGUCUGGUAAUGUCCCAGUCAUUGUGACUGUGCUGGAUACCAAUGACAAUGCACCAGAAUUUGAGCACUCAGUCUACAGGACGAGUAUCUUGGAAAACUCCCCCAGUGGCACAUUGGUAGUGCAAGUGCAUGCCACGGACUUGGAUGAAGGUCCAAAUGGAGAGAUCAGGUAUUCAUUUAGCAAUACAACUUCUGCUGAUCUACAGCGAAUGUUCUUAAUUCACCCACACACUGGGGAGGUGACAGUCAAUGGUGUUUUAGCUGUUCAGAGACCUCUCCUCGAGAUGCUUAUUGAGGCAAGGGAUAACGGGGCAUUUGGUAUGUCCAGCACAGCUAAGUUGCUGGUGGAAAUCACUGAUGUGAACAAUCAUGGCCCAGAGAUAACAAUUACAUCCCUUUCCAGUCCUAUUCCUGAGGAUGCUGUUCCUGGAACAGUGAUAGCUCUGCUGAGUAUUAUGGAUAAGGACCCUGGGGAGAAUGGGAAAAUAACCUGCCAGAUCCCUGAUAAUCUUCCCUUCCAGUUAAAGCCUUCCCUUGAAAACUACUACAGCCUGGUCACCAGCAAGCUUCUGGACCGAGAGCUGAUCAGUGGGUACAACAUCACCAUUACUGCCACAGACUUGGGCUCCCCGCCCAUCACCACUCAGAAGACCAUUUGGGUGCAGAUUUCUGAUGUGAAUGAUAACCCCCCUGUCUUCAGUGCUGACACAUUUGAUGUGUUUGUGGAGGAGAACAAUCCACUUGGUGCUUUUCUCUACCAAGUCUCAGCAUCUGAUCCUGAUAUGGGGGAGAAUGGACGUGUCUCUUACAUUCUCAGGAAUUCCACAGUUGCAGGCAGUGCCCUGGCCAGCUUUUUGUCUGUGGAUUUGGCCAACGGGAGCAUCUAUGCAACAAGUGCCUUUGACUUUGAGCAGCUUAGGAGCUUCUGUUUCGAAGUGGUAGCCAAGGACAAUGGGUCGCCAACCUUGAGUGCUGCUGUAACUGUGAAUGUUUACAUCUCAGACCAGAAUGACAAUGCCCCAGCCAUCCUGUACCCCACCAGCCAGAAUGGCUCAGUAGCUGUGGAAGUUGUUCCCCGCCUGGCUGAUGAGGAUUACCUGGUGACCAAAGUGGUGGCGGAUGAUGAGGACAAUGCGCAAAAUGCCUGGCUCUCCUACCACCUUGCCCACUCCUCCGACUCCACCCUGUUCCGCUUGGCACCGCACUCUGGUGAGCUGCGCACCACGCGCUCCAUGCGCUCCACCGACUUUCUCAAGCACAAGGUGGUUGUGGUGGUGCGGGACCAUGGGAAUCCACCGCUCUCCUCUACUGUGACAGUGGGCAUUCUCCUGGCUGACACCCUGCCCCAGGCACUACCGGACUUUGAUGACAGUGGGGAGCCACCAUCACUGCUCAAUGCUACAAACAUCUACUUGAUCGUUUCCCUUGCCUGUGUCUCCUGCAUCUUUGCGGCCUUCCUCCUCUUUCUUGCCAUUCUGCGGCUCUGCCGCUGCCAGACCUGCUGCUGCACGGACAUGCUGGAGGUCACUGGUGUGGGUAAACUGACUCAUACCUACUUGUACAGGGCAUCUGUAGGUCUUGGGCCUAGUAACAGCAGCAUCCCAAAUGGUGAUGCAGGGAAUAUUGCCAGUGGCUCAAGGUUGCAAGUGCAAGGACCCUGCAUCCAAGUGCAGCAGGUCCAAAGUGAUCGGUUGAGUGCUGUCCUUGUG
This is a messenger RNA of Eurypyga helias (sunbittern), 2352 nucleotides long. RefSeq names its product protocadherin alpha subfamily C, 1 (gene PCDHAC1). Gene Ontology annotation, molecular function: calcium ion binding. Lineage: Eukaryota; Metazoa; Chordata; Aves; Eurypygiformes; Eurypygidae. Gene Ontology annotation, biological process: homophilic cell-cell adhesion. Gene Ontology annotation, cellular component: plasma membrane. The record is from RefSeq and is a predicted model, not a curated record. The transcript has 2 exons. The annotation marks the transcript as partial.